Messenger RNA from Lampris incognitus (smalleye Pacific opah), 1384 nucleotides. RefSeq names its product eukaryotic translation initiation factor 2B, subunit 2 beta (gene eif2b2). Gene Ontology annotation, biological process: translational initiation. NCBI's taxonomy places the organism in Eukaryota, Metazoa, Chordata, Actinopteri, Lampriformes, Lampridae. Gene Ontology annotation, cellular component: eukaryotic translation initiation factor 2B complex. Gene Ontology annotation, molecular function: translation initiation factor activity; guanyl-nucleotide exchange factor activity. The transcript is spliced from 8 exons. The coding region runs from base 232 to 1302 and encodes 356 amino acids. The record is from RefSeq and is a predicted model, not a curated record.
UUGUAAUCAUAAGAAAGAACGCCGGUAAGGGCUCCGGAGAGUUGACCUAUAGUCAUGGCUCGUGAAUCGAGAAAUUUAAGGAAAAGCUACAGGAAUUGUAUAACAAUAUAAAUAAAUAAGAAUACGGUCUUUGUUGACCCGGAAACUAUUUGCACUUCCGCCUCCCAAGAUAUUUCUGACGCAAACGUGUUGAAAACUCACAGCGAGGGAAUAACUCUUCUUCGCGACGACAUGCCAGGGUCAGAUAAAGAAGCUGACCUUACCGAGAGAAUUGAAGCUUUUGUUGCCGACUUGAAGCGCGGAGGCAGCGGGACGGGACCCUUGCGCGGCUCGGCCGAAACUGCCCGAGAGACGACCGCCCUGCUCCGUAGGAUCACUUCCCAGGCACGAUGGAACAGCGCAGGUGAUUUAAUGGAGAUCAUUCGCAAAGAGGGGAGGAGGAUGACAGCUGCCCAGCCCUCUGAGACCACGGUCGGUAACAUGGUCAGACGGGUGCUUAGGAUGAUUAGAGAAGAAUAUGCCAGGUCUAGAGGCAGUGGCAGUGAGGAGACGGACCAACAAGAAUCUCUCCACAAGCUGCUGACUUCAGGGGGACUCAGUGAUGAUAACUUCAGACAACAUUUUGCCCCUCUUAAAGCCAAUGUUAUAGAGGCUAUCAAUGAGUUGCUCACAGAGCUGGAGGGGACAACAGACAACAUCGCUAUACAGGCCCUGGAGCACAUCCACUCUAAUGAGGUUAUCAUGACCAUCGGCCGUUCUCGCACUGUUGAAGCCUUCCUCAAAGAUGCAGCACGCAAACGCAAGUUCCACGUUAUCGUAGCGGAGUGUGCCCCCUUCUGCCAGGGACAUCAAAUGGCAACAAGUCUCUCUGAAGCCGGCAUUGAAACAACUGUGAUUCCAGAUGCUGCCAUAUUUGCCGUGAUGUCUCGUGUUAAUAAGGUUAUCAUUGGUACACAGACAAUUCUAGCUAAUGGAGGGCUUAGGGCCGUCAAUGGGACACAUACACUGGCAUUGGCUGCGAAACACCACUCCACACCCCUGAUCGUGUGUGCUCCCAUGUUCAAGCUCUCACCUCAGUUCCCAAAUGAAGAGGAUACUUUCCAUAAAUUUGUCUCCCCACAUGAGGUGCUCCCAUUCACAGAAGGGGAGAUUCUCUCCAAAGUGAAUGUGCACUGUCCGGUGUUUGACUACGUCCCACCUGAGCUCAUCACACUUUUCAUCUCUAAUAUUGGAGGAAACGCACCCUCAUACAUCUACCGUCUGAUGAGCGAGCUUUACCACCCAGAAGACCAUGAACUCUAACCAGUGUAAAUAAAAUUGAAAUGAUUAUUGCAACACCCUGUGGCUGCUCCGUGUUUGAAAGAAAAUAUAAAAAUAUGUUAUU